GUUGUCCACCCUUAAAUGGAAAAUGAAUCCAGUGACACCACUUUCAUUUAUAGACCAUAUCAUCAAGAGAUUUGGAUUGAUGACCAACCUAUGUUCGGAGUUCCAGGGGAAAUGUGAAAACAUCAUACUUGGUAUCAUCACUGGUGAGAUAUCUAUCUGAAAAAUUUGUUUGAGACUUUUGGAUGCAGGUAGUUUAUUGAUUAUAUAUUCGAUUAUAUAUUCGAUCAUGCUGAAUGCAGAUUCGAGGCUUCUGCAUUAUCCCCCAUCUGUAAUUGCAACUGUAACAUUGUUUUAUGUGAUCAAUGAGAUUGAGCCUUGCAAUGCAGUCGAUUACCUUAAUCAAUUUAUGGUUGUUCUUAAAGUUAGAAAGGACAGCAUUGAUGAAUGUCAUGAUCUCAUUCUAGAGCUAAUGGGCAUUUCUGGAUCCAAAAUCUACCAAACCCAAACACGCAAAUGCCAAUCUAUUCCAGGCUCUCCCGAUGGCGUUAUUGAUGCAUAUUUUAGAUGUGAAAGCUCUAAUGAUUCUUUGGCCGUGGCACCAUCAGUUUCAUCCUUGCCAGAACCUCAGUAUAAGAGAAGUAGAACAUAGGAUCAACAAAUUUUAUUUGCUCCAAUAAGUUCUGUGUCUGGUUUUAGAUCAGAGUUCUUUGCUGAGCUCACAUCCUCUAUUA
This is a messenger RNA of Solanum tuberosum (potato), 671 nucleotides long. Its product is annotated as cyclin-D3-2-like. NCBI's taxonomy places the organism in Eukaryota, Viridiplantae, Streptophyta, Magnoliopsida, Solanales, Solanaceae. The transcript is spliced from 2 exons. Bases 227 to 589 code for a protein of 120 amino acids. The record is from RefSeq and is a predicted model, not a curated record.